AUGUCCGAACAUGAUGAACUCGUUGCUCUUGUCGUCGACAACGGAUCCGGAAUGUGCAAGGCCGGUUUCGCCGGAGAAGAUGCUCCACGUGCCGUCUUUCCAUCCAUCGUUGGACGCCCACGUCACCAAGGAAUCAUGAUCGGAAUCGGUCACAAGGAUUCGUACGUUGGAGACGAGGCGAAGAGAGGCAUCUUGACUCUCAAGUAUCCGAUCGAGCACGGAAUCAUCACCAACUGGGAUGACAUGGAGAAGAUCUGGCACCACACCUUCUACAAUGAGCUCCGUGUUGCUCCAGAAGACCAUGCAGUUCUCCUCACUGAAGCUCCACUCAACCCGAAGUCCAACCCUGAACGCAUGGCUAAGAUCAUGUUUGAAGGCUUCGAUGCUCCAGCCAUGUACGUCGCCAUCCAAGCUGUCCUCUCCCUCUACGCUUCUGGACGUAUCACCGGAAUCGUUCUUGACUCCGGAGAUGGUGUCACCCACACCGUUCCGGUUUACGAAGGAUACGCCCUCCCACACGCUAUCCGUCGUCUCGAUCUUGCUGGACGUGAUCUCACCGACUACUUCAUGAAGAUUCUCACCGAGCGUGGUUACUCGUUCACAACCACCGCCGAACGUGAAAUCGUCCGUGACAUCAAGGAGAAGCUCUGCUACGUCGCUCUCGAAUUCGACGUGGAGAUGGAGAAAGCGGCUCGUUCAACAUCCCUCGAGAAGUCUUACGAGCUUCCUGAUGGUCAGCUCAUCACCAUCGGAAAUGAGCGUUUCCGCUGCCCAGAGGCUCUCUUCCAGGACCUUGGAAUCCAUGAGACCUGCGUCAACUCCAUCAAGGCGUGCGACAUCGAUAUCCGCAGAGACUUGGACGCCAACAUCGUGCUUUCUGGAGAAACGACAAUGUUCAAAAACAUAGAAAAUCGUAUCGAGAAAGAAGUGAAAUCCCUCGUCCCUUCAUCAACAAAGGUGAAAGUCAUCGCCACCGCUGAACGGAAAUACUCCGUAUGGUGCGGAGGGUCGAUUUUGUCCUCACUGACUUCCUUUGAUUCAAUGUGGAUCAGCCGGGAAGAAUAUGAGGAAACCGGACCCUCCAUCGUCCAUCGGAAGUGCUUUUGA
Molecule: messenger RNA, 1107 nt
Organism: Caenorhabditis remanei
Lineage: Eukaryota; Metazoa; Nematoda; Chromadorea; Rhabditida; Rhabditidae
Exons: 4
Coding region: 1-1107 (368 amino acids)
Source: RefSeq, a predicted model, not a curated record